AUACCGAACUUGCCUCAGGUGCAUUUCCACUUAGUGGCAUUGAGAUGCAUUAUCGCGUGUGCUGAAGCCUGUUUUGAGGGUUUUGCGAGGUUUGCGAGAGUAGGAGUUGAUUUUGAGAAAUGUAGAAAAUUCGCGCCUUUUUCAUGUAGAGCCAUGUAGAGUGCAUCCCGUACGUAAUCCACAGUUUGCCGCUACUGUCAGAAUAACAUGUGAACUACGUUACAAAGUAUUACUGACCGUGAAAGGUUUUAUGUGAUGGUAGUACUGAUAUGAAAAUCUGUGCGUGUUUGUGGGGGUCGCUAGUUGGAUUAUCGAAAUUGAAGUUUUGGGGAUUCUAGGUAAUUGCUAAAGUUGUGACUAAAGUAAUGUGUAAUGACUGCAGUUUUUUAAAUGUUGGGUUGUAAGAUUUCAAGUACGGUGAUAGAGCACUUUUUGCUACUUCCAAUCAUGUGUUUAUUAAGUUCAUGGUGAUAGUGUAAUUUCAACAUUCCCAUGAUGUCGGCCAUAUUACGUUCGCUACCAGAACUUUACACGUCGUACAAGGAUUGGGUGAGCCAGAACCCUCAAGUUGCGGGAGAUUUUGAAUCUACUGUCAAAUGGUUAUCAUAUUUCAUUGCAGGGAGAAUCAACACUUCUAAUGUCCUGUCGGAACUGGUGUACUCUCUCUCCAACCUUCUUGUCCUUUUCAAUGACUGCAUCAUUCGUAAUACAAGAAGACUGGAGACCGUGGGGUCAGGAGAGAAACUUAAGACUUGGCUCACUGUACUUGACUACUCAGAAGUGUUCAUUGAAGUGUCCAUGAGGAGGCUGUGGGGUGAGAAGGGAAAGUGGUUCAUUAUUGUUGUCCUGCAGAUCUUCAAGUGUGCAGGUAGAUUGUUACUCCUGUUUCAUCACAAGGAGAAUAUUAUUCAGAGCCCCCCUAUUGCACCUUUACAACGGAAGAAGAUGAGGAAUGAUAUACACAGAGAGGAGUCUCAGAUUCGACUUCACUCUGCAUCCUUCGCGCUGAAACGCUCUGGCAGAAUAAUCAGAAGUGUGAGUACAGCCCCUCCAGCAAGCUGUCGAAGUUGGCGACCUCUUCAACCUCCAAAUAAUAAUGCUGAAGAAGAUGACAUUCCUAAUGGAACCCUUUCUGGCAGGAUACUAGCAGCUGAGGUUCUCUAUAUUGUGAAACCUAUUGCACAUCUCUGCUCCAUGAUGCUUUUUGGGCAGAAGGAUUGGAAACCAUGGCUACUGGCUUUCUGUGUGGACCUCAGCAGCUUGCAGCUGUACAAGAUGCAACAUAAAGAACGAGCUCUGAGCCGUCAGCAGCGCUUGGAAUUGUCACGCCGCACUAUCACUCUGUUGCUGUACCUCUUACGAUCCCCGUUUUAUGAGCAGCAUAGUAGAAAACGCCUUGAGGCUAUACUUUGUGGUCUGUCAGCCACUGUACCUUUGACCCGCAUUUUGUGCAACCCCAUAGCACAGUACAUCCCUCAGUGGCAAGACACGUACUUCUAUAUGUGGUCAACUUGAUUGCUGAAGAGCAGAGGUAUUUCUUUUUAACACUUGAGGGGUGGCUGCAUUUUUUUUUUUAAUUAACCAUUUCAGUUUUGUAUUUUGACACCAAUUGGCUACACUGUAUCAAAGGAGAAAAAAUUGACUACUUACUCUUGUUAUUCACCAUGGCUAUCUAAUAUAAUGAAAGACAAUGAUGCAAAGAGAAGCUCUUCCUGAUUAUGACAGUCCAUUAACUCCUUGUUUUACAAACAUCCAAGCAAAAAAUAUUUGUGUGUGUACCUUACUGUGUCAUUAAAGUAAGUUGAGGCAAAGCUA
Molecule: messenger RNA, 1815 nt
Organism: Cryptotermes secundus
Lineage: Eukaryota; Metazoa; Arthropoda; Insecta; Blattodea; Kalotermitidae
Gene: Pex16
Product: peroxisomal membrane protein PEX16
Exons: 6
Coding region: 493-1515 (340 amino acids)
Biological process (GO): peroxisome organization
Cellular component (GO): peroxisomal membrane
Source: RefSeq, a predicted model, not a curated record